AUGCGCGAUGGAAGAAAGGAUAUCGCACUCGGCGACAGGCAGUACUGGACCUGGCUGAACUAUACAUUGAUGUACGCUAUGUUAUGUGGACCGCUCACGUCAAGUUGGGUUAGUUUUUUGACCCCGACGUCUGUGGAUCUCGAGUUUUAUUUCACGGGUACACAAAUGAACUACUCCGCUGCCGCCGCACCACUUCAAGCUAAUUGGGGCGGGUAUGUUGCUCCAUAUCCUAGCGGGAGUUCACCACUUGUUACCUACAUGAACGCAACAAGAGGCCUGCAGGGUUACGGUCUUCAGCAGGUGUCUCAGUAUACUCAAGCCGGAACUGCGGCAGUCGUGAAUGAGUUUGGCUCACCGUACUACAUCCCCUUGCUGGAUGCAUUGUAUAAUGGUUCAACAGGGGGUGUAUUCAUAAAUCACUCGGCAAUGACGCAAGAUGCCAGUUUAAGCAUCCCAUCCGAAUAUGCAGGAUGGACUCAAAGCUAUACAACGUUCCAACAAGGCCUUAGUGCGGAAGUCCACUGUCGACAGCAGUCAUUCAUCAAUGCAACCGAUGUGUAUCCAUCUGUGGAUUUAUAUAGCAGUGCAUCAUUGGGAACAUCGAUCGAUGGGCCCAAUGUGGGCGUCACAGUGGACUAUGCUAUACAGAGAUGGUUGACGAUCACAAAUUGUUCAAGCGAUUCAGUUGCUUACACCAUCGAUAUCCUGGCAAUGGUUAAUCUAACUGGUUCGGCUCUGGGCGACGGUGUCUUAAUUGGCUCAAUCUGCAAAUACCAGGACUUCGAGAAAGCGACAAACCAGUCUUUCCUUGUUCUUAUGCAAGGCUUUGAACCUUGGUACUCCUUCAUCACACCCACGAUUUGUGAAGUUUCUCCUCGUAUUACAUCCGUUAAGGUCGACUUUGAUGGGACUACCGUGAACAUCAACGAAACCACGAAUUUUGAGCCGUUGGACCCAGAAGGCCAACAAGCCGUCUUUAUAGACCAAAUUUCAGACCUCAUCUGGUUGAUGACGUUUGAUACGCAGAGUAUUUCUGGAAAUUCCAUGGCAGCUGGUAUUCAGAUGGCCAUACCGGACAGUGCUUUAUUGAACUUCACGUUGGAAAACUACCUGAGAGGGGCUAUCGAAUUACUUGGAACGUUCUGGCAACUUGAGCUCCAGCAGAUGAGCGACACCACCAUGAUGCAGUACACUGGAAUAGUUCACGUACAGUCAAUGGGAUACGAGUACAAACGGUCAACGUCCCUUUUGCUCCUUGUGCCUCUGGCGGUCGUGGUGAUUCUCACCUGCGUUGCUGCGGUCUACACACCUGCGGUAGAGCCGAAAAAGCCUGGAAAAGUGUCUCUCGACUUUAGCGAGGGCAUAGAUAAGGGGAUGGCCGACCCUGCAUCGUGCUUUGCAGACUUGGAGAACUUUGACCCCACCAAUAUCGUCCACCUCAUGAUGCUUGCUUCUAAAACCCCGCUGCCCCAGGAGUAUACCCCAGGGGAGAACGAAGUCUUACAGUUUCAUCUGAAAUAG
This is a messenger RNA of Suillus paluster, 1521 nucleotides long. RefSeq lists its product as uncharacterized. The transcript has 8 exons. Lineage: Eukaryota; Fungi; Basidiomycota; Agaricomycetes; Boletales; Suillaceae. The record is from RefSeq and is a predicted model, not a curated record. The coding region runs from base 1 to 1521 and encodes 506 amino acids.